Molecule: messenger RNA, 3532 nt
Organism: Nothobranchius furzeri (turquoise killifish)
Lineage: Eukaryota; Metazoa; Chordata; Actinopteri; Cyprinodontiformes; Nothobranchiidae
Gene: rnf40
Product: ring finger protein 40
Cellular component (GO): nucleus; HULC complex
Molecular function (GO): metal ion binding; ubiquitin protein ligase activity
Source: RefSeq, a predicted model, not a curated record
CUAGGUGGCAAAAGAAGCUCUGCAAAUUAAGCGUAGAAGAAGAAGCGUUGUCGUCAUUUCCUGUUGCAUUAUGUUCUGAAUUAUAUUUUCGGUCGUUCCUUGCGAAGGCUAAGGAAAGAUGUCAGGUGCUGGGGGAGGAAAACGUCCUUCUGGAGGGGAUAGUCCCCCUGGUCCACCUGAGAAGAAGACCAAGAAGGAGGAGAAGACCACCACCACACUGAUCGAACCAAUACGAAUCGCUGGAGUCUCUUCAACGGAAGAAAUGGACAUGAAGGUGCUCCAGUUCAAGAACAAGAAGCUAUGUGAGCGCCUGGAGCAGAGACAGGCCAUGGAAGAUGAGUUACGAGAGAAAAUCGAAAAGCUGGAGAAGAGACAAGCCACUGAUGACACCACCCUCCUCAUCGUCAAUCGCUACUGGACUCAGCUGGAAGAAAAUGUAAAUAUUCUGCGCAAAUAUAUUGAGCCAGAAUCAACAGCAGCAUCUGCUCCUGCGCCACCUUCAGCCCUCCCCGAUGCUACACCCACGGAUACCAUCAGCCUGGCAUCACCGUUGGUUACAGUGCCUCCACCUCCUCUGCCGGAGGCCCAGGGUGAGACUGAGCUCACAGAACCGCAGCAACAAGAGAAUCAACUGGAAGACCAUCAGGAGGUGCCACAUCCUCCUGCUAGAUCAGAGGAGUUACUAACUACUGUGGAACCGCCACAGGAUUCAAAAACUGACACAUCACCGCCUCCCCCUCCCUUAAGUGAGAAUGCUAAGGGCUUUUUGACCAUGCUGGAGCAGAGCAGCGAGGAGGAGCUUUCAUUGCACCUCCAGGACCGCAUGCUGUUCAGCAAAGAAGCCAUCGCCCACUUGGUGCAAGUCUUUGACAGGCUGCACAGUCGCAUCGACGACAUGUGCAGGGCGGUCCAGGCUGCAGUGGCAGAGGACGACAGCCAGGCUGACAUCAGGCUGAACCGCUCCCUGUUGGACGAACACAUCCGACUACGAGACCAUGCCAACCUCCUGCAGGGACGACACCACAAAAUGUCCAUGGAGUACAAUGAGUUGGUGGACAAAGUGACCAGUGCAGAAACUAAAGUGUCUGAGAUGGAGACGGCAGUGGAGGACCUUCAGUGGGACAUUGAGAAACUUCGUAACAGAGAACAGAAGCUCAACAAACAUCUGGCAGAAGCCAUGGAGCAGCUGAAAUCUGGAUACAGCAGCACGGGCAGCUCGGGGGGGCUAGCUGGAGGCCAGAUAACUCUGAACAUUCAGAAGUUUGAGAGUCUCAAUGCAGAGUUGGAGCACAAUCAGGAGUUGGCCAACAGUCGCAUGGCAGAGCUGGAAAAGCUGCAGGUGGAGCUCCAGGAGGCUGUGAGGGAGAGCGAGAAGCUCAAGAUGGACUUGCGCAACAUUCCAGAAGAGGUUGUAAAAGAAACCUCUGAGUACAAAUGUCUGCAGUCUCAGUUCUCUCUGCUGUACAAUGAGUCCCUCGGGGUCAAAACGCAGCUGGACGAGGCUCGGGCUCUCCUGCUGACGGCAAAAAAUGCACAUCUUCGUCAGAUUGAGCACAUGGAGAGUGAUGAGCUAUCUCUUCAGAAGAAGCUGCGGACUGAAGUCAUCCAGCUGGAGGACACGUUGGCUCAGGUGCGCAAAGAGUAUGAGAUGCUGCGCAUCGAGUUUGAGCAGAACCUGGCCGCCAACGAGCAAGCAGGACCCAUCAACAGAGAGAUGCGACACUUAAUCAGCAGCCUUCAAAACCACAACCUGCAGCUGAAAGGUGAUGUUCAGCGCUACAAGAGGAAGUUGCGGGAAACACAGAUGGAGAUUAAUAAGCUACGUUGUCAGAGUGGAGACGCAGGGGUUUUGAUUCUGGAGGAGACGACAAGCGACGGCAUUGAUGUAAGAAAGGAGGAGGAUGAAGACCAGGAGGAAGAAGAGGAGAGGAGGAAAGAACUGGAACGGCAGCGAGCCCGAGAGAGGGAGCGGGAAAGGGAAGCGGAGCGGGAACGAGAGAGGGAGCGGGAGCGGGAGAGGCAGCGUAGCGACGAGCUGAAGAGGAAAGACUCGGAUACGCUCAAGAUGCUCAGAGUGGAACUCAAGAAAGCCCAGGAGUCCCAGAAAGAGAUGAAGCUCCUGCUGGACAUGUAUAAGUCUGCUCCAAAGGAGCAAAGAGACAAAGUGCAGCUUAUGGCAGCUGAGCGCAAAUCUAAAGCAGAGGUGGAAGACCUGAGGAUGCGAGUUCGAGAGCUGGAGGAGAGGGAGAGGAAGGAGAGCAAGAAGCUAGCUGAUGAAGACGCUCUGAGGAAGAUUCGUGUAGCCGAGGAGACCAUCGAGCAUCUGCAAAAGAAACUGGCUGCCACCAAGCAGGAGGAGGAGGCCCUGCUGAGUGAGAUGGAUGUAACGGGGCAGGCCUUUGAAGACAUGCAGGAGCAGAACAGCCGGCUACUGCAGCAGUUACGGGAGAAAGACGAUGCCAAUUUCAAGCUGAUGAGUGAGCGAAUCAAAUCCAACCAGAUCUACAAGUUACUGAAAGAAGAGAAGGAGGAGCUGGCCGAUCAAGUCCUUACGUUUAAAACGCAGGUGGAUGCCCAGUUGCUGGUUGUGCAGAAACUUGAAGAAAAAGAGGGAGUCCUCCAGAGCACGCUGGCUGCUCUUGAGAAGGAGCUGGCUGUCCGAACCCAAGCACUGGAACUCAACAAGAGGAAGGCGGUGGAGGCUGCACAGCUGGCAGAGGACCUGAAGGUGCAGCUGGAGCACACACAGGGCAAGCUGAAGGAGAUCCAGGUCUCCGUGGCUGAGAACCGCACCGCUCGGGAGAGGGAGAGCAGCAACCUGAAACGAGCACAGGAGGAUCUGUCCAGGCUGAGGCGGAAGCUGGAGAAGCAGAAGAAGGUGGAGGUGUACUCUGACGCGGACGAGAUCCUACAAGAGGAGAUCAAUCAGUACAAGGCCAAGCUGCGGUGCCCCUGCUGCAACACGCGAGACAAGGAGACGGUUCUCACCAAGUGUUUCCACGUUUUCUGCUACGAAUGUCUGAAGAUGCGUUACGACACCCGACAGAGGAAGUGCCCCAAAUGUAACUGUGCCUUUGGAGCCAAUGACUUUCAUCGCAUCUACAUCACCUAGGUCGCCCAGCAGUGGAGCAAAGGAAAGAAAAUUGAAGACAGAACCAAAGGAGGGGGAAAACAUGGAGGAGAACUGAAGAUCUAUUACACGCUGUAGACAUGUUUGGGAUAAGGAAUGAGUGUAUCCCUGUUUUUGAGGAAAAAAAAGACUCGUGUCACAUUUUUGUCAUUCAGUGACCAAACCUAGUGAUAUAUCUGACCAAGAGUGUUGUGAUGUAGUUAAUAAACACCCACAGAGCCGUUCUGGUUGAUACUACACGUCAGGGCCAACUUUUAAAGCUUUUUAAUGUAUAGAAAAAGUGCAGUGGAACAUGCUUGAUCGUAAUGAAGUGUUUCUUUGAACGCUUUUGUCCUGCUGGUUAUGGAAGUCAUUUGAAAUCGCUGAAGCUUAAAGUUCUAAAUUAAAAGAAGCCAUCCCUUA